UUCCGAAUAACUUGGAUUUUGUCUUGAACCAUACGUUUCUUUAGGCGUUUGGUCAAGUCAACUAAGAAAGAUGGACGAAGAUAAUGCGAAGCAAGUAUUGGUUGAAAGCCAAGAAACAACUGAAGUGUCUGAAGAACGCAACGAGAUCACUUCCCAACAACAAGAGGACGGCAACCAGUUAGCUUCAGGUAAAGACUUAAUUGUUUUUUAAAACUAAGGAGCUUAAGUUUGAUUUGUAGGAUAUGAUUGAACGAAUGAAAGGACGAACCCCUUGUAUGAGUAACACUUUAAUGAAAGAUAUUGAACAACAGACACAGCUGUUAAAGUGACGGAAAGGCGCGAGGCCGGAUCCCUUUUGUGUAAAUGAAAGAUGGUGAAUAAGCUGUAACAAGCAAAUUAUAUCCACUUGGUUAUGAUCACGAUCAUCCUUUUCCGGGAAGUAUUGUAAAAUGAAGACUUGCCCAAAACUUUGCUUGUUUUGAAAAGCGACCGAGGAAGGCUGUCAGUUCGGUUUCUUUUGGUCACGAACAAUCGAACAAGCGAUUCCCUUAAGAGCUGGACACAAGGGAUACGUAUAGUAUCUAUUACUUUAAGGGGUUGUUUUUAUUGAGCCUCUUAUUUUCAAAGUCAAUAGACACUGUUAAGAACCCCAUUAACUCGAACCUGAAUGGAAACAAAAAACAGGUCUAGUUAAGACCAGUUAACAUGGGUUCCAUGAUCCAGUUUACCGGGUCAAUUGAAUAUUGAAAUUGACAUGACGUUUGAUGAUAUUUGACAGUUUACUGAUUUUUGAACUGUUCUGAUCGUUAUAGCACUGUGCAAAUUAUAUUUAUCUCUUAACAACUGUAACACGAUUAUGCAUUCUUAUUCUGAUGAUUUUGAUAUGAAUCAUAAGAUUGGGAAUUAUUAAUGACUGUCAAAUACUUGUUGUGUUCUUUCACUUGUUCAAGCACAACACACAAUGUGAGUGGUUUAAUACUGAUUGUUAUUUUACUGUAAAUUAUGUACUGAAUUUACCGUUUGCUUCAUUUAUAGCGAAAUAUCACUAAAUAUGUAUCUAAAUCAAAGUUAAGUACACCUUGAAUUACCUAAUUACCUAUUGUCAUCCUUUUGCCUCAAAGGUGGUUUUUUGAGCGAUUUAGAAGGAUUUUGAGUUCCCCGUUUAUUGUUCCUUCCUGCGAAGUUUGAAAGCGAAGUGAUGUGAUUUUCUGGGGAAAAAUCGCUCCGGCACUGGAGCUGCUCAAAACAUUGAUUCCAUCAUUGUUCUUCUACUAUUAGGAACAGUAAAUAGUGAACUCAAAGUCAACUAUGUUUACAGUAAAAUAACAAUAGGUUACACACACAGAUUGUAUGGGUUCCCUGUGGUUGAAGGUGCAUUGUGUCGUGGGUCUCUGUUGGGGAGGGGUGGGGGUGGGGUACUCAACCAAUAUUUAGGUAUAGGUGAGCCGCUGAGGGUUGAGACCCUAACCCUGUUUAGGACAAAAAAUUCCUAAAAUACAUACCCUGUUUAGGACAAAGGACAAAAUUCAUGUCAGAGCAAAUCACAUUAUAGUCACUGCCCUUGUAUACUUGGAGUACAGUAGACUCUCUCUUAACGGACACCUCUAUAAGAUGGACACCUCUGUAAAACGGACACUCAGAGUUGGUCCCUGCCUUUCUUUACUCCUUUUAUUGGACUCUCUGUAAGACGGACACCUCUUUAAGACCGACACUUAGUGCCGGUCCCAAAGGUGUCCAUCUUAGAGAGAGUUGACUGCACAAACAAAAUUCAUCUAGCAAAUGAAAUCAAUUGUGCAGACAAUACCCCAUUGACAGACAUACCCUUUUAAGGACACUGACUCACACAAAAUAAUAAAAUAAAUAAAUAAAUAAUUCCCUUAUUUACCCUCGGCAGUAUUUAUAGCACUUAAAUGCUAGUGGGGCCAGGCAAAUGCCUGAAACAAAUAAUCUAAAUCAAACUUGACAGGGUUAAUUAAGAAUCCCAACUGGCCGGAGGCAAACCUGCAGCUGGCUAUUUAUAAGUCAGGUGGCUGAGGAUUUGAACUCAGGACUACCGUGAAAUCCAGCUAGCGGUCAGAACAGGACUUGAACUCAGCUCCUCCUCCCUGUCCAGUGGCACCUCCCCAUAUAGACCAUAUAACAGAGUAACUCCACCCCCCUCCUGAGUGGUGGGUACAUUAUGUCCUUUUGUAUGAAUUUCAAAAGCAGUUGUUUGGCGGCAUACUGAAGAGGAAGCCAUGUCCCUGUUGGCAUUUUACCAUUGUAUUUGCGAUUUUCCCCAUAAUUCUUGUGCAGGUUCAACCUGUUGUUUUGUUAUUUGUUGUCAUUUUAUCUUUCUUAUGUUGCUGUUUAAAAGCCAUGUCGCUUGUCAGAAUUUCAUCCUAAUAGCUGGGCCUCAUUAAAUUCAAAUUGUUGUAGUGUAUGAUUUGGUGAUUUAACCUGUUACUGAUGAGAUGGCAUCCUAAGUGAGUUGCAAAAACCAGAGUUCAAAGGCCGGGUUAAUUUUGAUCAUGAGAAACAAAAUUAAAGUUUCAGUUAUUGGGGAAUGUCAGUUAUCUGAGUCUGAGUUACAGGGUUUGUAUACUGUACAUUAAUUUUGGUGGCUAAGCCAAAGGUUAGAGAGAGUAAUGGAGCGUGCAGGGGCACUUGGAAUAUGUGGGAGAAGCCACUAAUAAUCUAAUUAAGUUAAUCUUAUUAAAUUUAUGUAAUUAAUUAAUCUAGUUGGCAACCUGCGUGGUAGUCAUCAGAGUCAAAGUGAGCUGUAUCACAUCAGUUGAUGGUAUUAAACUCUGAAUAGUGACCUAAUUGGUCAAGUAAGUCGCAGUGUCAUUGGUCGUCUGUCAGUUAGGCCCUUUCUAAUAUUUAAUGUUAGUAAGGGCCUGUUCAUAUUAAGUAAGCCAGGGUUAUCAGGCUGGCUCAGCUUGUAUUAUAUCACAAGGUAGUCUCGCCUGUUUGCUGAGGUCUUGGUUGCUAUUCUUCAAAAAUGUGCAAACUUAUUAUGGAUCCUUCUGAGCUCUUCCAGGAAGGAUUAGAUAUUAGAGCAGCAAUAUUCACCAGGUCUGAAUAUUAAAUUUUAUUCAUUUUUGUAGGUGAUCUGUCAAAAAAUGAUCAGCCAACUACUGAUGAAGAAGUUGGUGGAACAGAUGAAUCUCCUAAGCAGGAAGUGUCACCUGAAGAGAGUGGUGUUCCUGUGCAAGCUGCCCAAAGUAGUGCUACUGUAGAACAGUUGCAAGGUGAACCACAAAACAGCAGUGAUGACAAGAAAACAUCAGAAGUGCAAGAAAUUGGGACACUUGGAAAGCAGCAGCUUGACAAGCAUGAAAAACAAGAAAAUGAUAGCUCAAAUGAACAGCAAGAUUCUGAAGCCCACAAGCAAGAUCAGCAAGACAGCCCUGUCACAGCAACUGAUGAACUGCAAGAGAAUAUAGUUCCCAGACAAGAUCAACAAAACAUCUCUCCAGAUGAGGAACAGCAUGAGACUGCAGCUCCUACUGAAGCUGAGCAAUCUGUAGAAACCGCUGUAGAAAAACAGGAGCAAGACAUUUUAACCCCUGCACAACAACAACAAGAGAACAUGGCUGGGAUAGAACAGCAAGAGGCUGUAGCUCCUACUCAAAAUCAACAAGAAGACACAGCUAGAAAUGAACAGCAAGAAACUUUAGCUGCUACUCAAGAUCAACUAGAAAAAGAACAAAAAGAAAUUUCAUCCACUGCAGAAGAUCAACAAGGUGACGCAGCUGGAAACAAACAGCAAGAAACAGUUACGGUAGCUUCUCUUCAAGAUCAACAAGAAAGCCCAGUUGUAAACGAACAGCAAGAAAUGGUAGCUCCUCUUCAAGAUCAACAAGAGGGCCCAGCUGUGAAUGAACAGCAAGAAACGGUAGCUCCUCCUCAAGAUCAACAAGAAAGCCCAGUUGUAAACGAACAGCAAGAAACAGUAGCUCCUCCUCAAGAUCAACAAGAAACCCCAGCUGUAAACGAACAGCAAGAAACUAUAGCUCCUCCUCAAUUUCAGCAAGCUCAGAUCCCUGUAGAUAAUAAUGAGCAAGUAACGUCAGCACCUACAAAGCAUCAACCUGAAGAAGGGCAAGUGAAUGGGGAGGUAACCAAUGAAAUUCUAUUAAAUGAGACAAGCCUUGGUAGUGAAUCUGUGCUGGCAAGUAGUGGGACUGCAAAGGAGGCACAAGAGCUUGGUGAUGAACCCAACCUUCAUAAGUCCAAAGAAGAUGCCCCAAAAGUAGAAAUAGCAGAGGAGGGUUUGCAGGUAUCCCAGGCUGUGGUUGCACCAGCUGGUGAAAUACAAGAAGAGAACAAGAAACUAAAACAGGAGAUUUUUAUGAUGAGACAACAGGAGGAUGCCUACAGAAUCAAGGUUCUCAGUCUUGAGCAAGAAGUUGGAAAGUUACGAGCAAGAAAAAUGGACAAUAGAAGCCAAGGUGAGUAUCUAGCAUUAGCUGUUCUGAUCAUGCUGCAGGGUAGAGCCCUCAAUCUGCAAGUAGCUUCUGUCAAAAAAGACAGUCCAUGCAAUUGCACACACAUUACAUGAAAGAAAAACAAAAACGAGAUGGCUCUUUUUAUGAUCACCAUUGAAAACAAUUGAGUGGUAAUGACACAUUAAUCUGGGGUCAGUUUCAGUGUUAAGUAACAUUCACCACCGUACCACUCCUGGAAUAAGGGUAUGUUUGUUUAUUUUUGCAUCUUGCUUCUUAGUAAUGUGACUGCUAGAAGAGAGUCAGAAGAACACCUUUAGCAUUAGGCUGGUGGAAUAAGUACACCAGCUAGGGGAGUGUUUAUAGCUCCUGUUUUACAGCUCAUACAUGUAGAGAUUUGAUGCUGCACUUUCAUACCAUUCUCAAUUUUUCCUGAUAAAUAAGGGUUAUGUGAUAAUGUGAACAGGACGGAGAGGGAUUAUUAUUUUACCUUUAUAGCUUGUAUGUUUUGGUUUUGCCAUUUCAAAAUUGUGUUAUCCCCCAGAACUGUUUCUUUCAAAUCUUGGGCUUUGUAUUAAAGUGGGAUGUGAACAAGGGGAUUUGGAUGUGUGUGUGGGGACAGCAGGACACGAGACAAGGUAAUUAGGGACAUCAAUUAUGGGAUGCGGGAACAAUUGUGGGACGGGGACUCGGGAUGUCAAAUAUAGGGACGUUAAUGAUUAUUGCAAAAGUCAGAGGUACAUGCGAUAUCUCUUUGUUCGUGAAAAUCUGUUAUUUAUUGUCAACAUUAGAUUCCAUCAUCCAGAACCACAUUGGACACCUUAUGAUCUUAGCACAAAAUAUUUCCUUAUAUAGGAGUAAGCGCACUGACUAUUGUGAUUAGGGUUAAGCACUAUUAGCAAGCAUUAAUUUUACUGUUAGGUUUGCCACUAAAAAUAUGUAAAACAAAGUAGAAUAUUGUUACAAUAGUUGAAUUCACUUGUGGUGUAGUGUUACAGGCAAUGGUUUGUUGCUAGCACUUUGGAGUUCGCAGUGCGCUUAUGCCACUUAAUUUAGUUUCCUUUUUUUCGUUACCUCUGACUUUUGCAAUAAUCAUUCCCAUCCCCACAUUCAACGCAUCCCUGUAUUUGACAUCCCCGCAUCCCAUACUUAAAGUCCCCAAGUCCUUCACCUCGCUUCCGUAAGUCCCAAGUCCCAAGUCCCCACACACGCGUUACAAUGUCCCCAUCCCACUUUUAUACACAGCCUAAAUUUUGUUAUAUACUGUAGAUGUAUGCAUGUAUGGUGUGUGAAAAGAUUGGCAAUUAUGGCAAUUGGGCAAUUAUGUUUUGUGAUAUUAUGCAUUAAAGGGUCAAUGAAAUGUUUCAUGUUUUCAGAUUCGCUUGCUUCAGAUUCCGACAGUUACCUGAAACAAAAGCUAGCUGAAACUGAGAGGGAACUGGACACCGCUGAAAGAAAGGUUAAGGAUCUGCAGUUAAGAUUAAAGCGAUUUGCCAAAGAUGACCAGCUUAAAGAUGAAAAAAUAUCCCAGAUGGAGAAGGAAGCCAAAGAAAUGUCUGAUCAUGUUAAAAAAUUAGAACAAUCUCUUGCAGACUCUCAAGGAGUAAACAAUAACAAUGCAGCCAUGCAGGCUAGCUCACAGAAAAAUGAUUCCAAAGUUUGUGUUAUUCUAUGAAUUUUAUAGGGUACCAAUGGCAAUAUCCUUAUUUUUUUAUUGUAUAUGAAAUUUUUGCACAAAACUUUCAUUUUUUUUUUUCUGAGAAAAAAAUUAAUAUAUAAUUAGAUAAUGUUUAAUUUAUUCACUAGCAUUUUUGUCAUUUCCGUCAUUUGAGGGAAUGGGUAUAAUUUGUAUCAUAGGCAUUGCAGACAAAGAAGUUUUCAAAAUACUGUACAGCAG
Molecule: messenger RNA, 6327 nt
Organism: Porites lobata
Lineage: Eukaryota; Metazoa; Cnidaria; Anthozoa; Scleractinia; Poritidae
Source: the annotation of a GenBank genome assembly